This is a messenger RNA of Solanum pennellii, 2820 nucleotides long. RefSeq lists its product as uncharacterized. The transcript has 6 exons. Lineage: Eukaryota; Viridiplantae; Streptophyta; Magnoliopsida; Solanales; Solanaceae. The record is from RefSeq and is a predicted model, not a curated record. The coding region runs from base 1818 to 2693 and encodes 291 amino acids.
UCUUUCGUAUUUUUCAAUUCGGAAUUGAAGUUUCCAUUUAAUUUGAAGGUGUACUACCCGAUUUGGAUGUAUGAGGUUACGAAGAUAAAGAACCCAUUACUCCAACUGUGAGGAUCUUUGUGAGUAUUCUUAUCUCUUCCUACCUUGUGGUGGUGUUUGAUUUCUAUUUCCCUGGUUUUUCUUAUUAUAUGAAGAAAAGGAGGUGACCUGCUCCCGCAUUUUAUUCUCAUGGUCUCUUUGUUCGACACUCGUUAAUACUGUGAAUUCGAUUUCUUUGGUCUUAUGUUUUCUUGGUACUUGUAUCCCUUUUUGUUAAUUCUCAUAUCUUAGACUAGCUUGUUCAUGCUUUGCUCUCAAAAUAGCUUGUUCAUGGUUUGUUCAUUUGUUAAGCACAAUGGUUCUGUCUUGUAUGUGUUUGCUGGAACAAUUUUCUUGUUUUUGACUACAUGUCUUUAAGUGCCAUGAAGUCAUUUCGUUGUUUCUCUACUGCAUUUUCAAUUAUGGAUUAGUAAUUUUAGUUCAAUAUUCUCAUGCUUAACUAAAUUGAGCUUUCAACCUUUCAAGAUGAUCAUUACAAGUUGAGCCUUGUACUCUGAAUAGGCAGCAAACUUUUUAUAAUCAAAUAAAUGAAGAGAGCUUUACUUAUUCUAUUCUUUACCUUUUAUCUUCUUGUAUGAUGUGAACUUUUCAGAUGUUACUAUUGGAAGUUAAAUGUCAAUGCAAAUACAAAAAUUUGAUAUUUGAAGUGGUUUCCUCCUUUUUGGGGCGUGUCUUGACAAUAACUGUCUCUUAUUCUUUCAUAGAUACAUUUCCCGCAUGAUCUUCUCAAAUUUACUUUCCCAAGUUUAAGGCCUCCAACCAGACACUAUUAAAGCUUAGCCCUGUUCUCUGAAUCAGGCAGACACUAUUUAAAGUUUGAUUACAUAUUUGAGUCUAUUUUCUAAAAUUUAACUUGGAGCAGUAAGAAGUAAAAACAUACUUUUACUUCCCAUGUCAUUUCUUUGCAUUCUGCAUUUUUGUAACUGAAAUAGUGAGCUGCUAGUUUGUUGGAUGUCACUCAUAUACUUUGUGCUUCUGCAUAAAGUAGCUGGCUGGUGUGGUUUCUGAUACAGAAUAAAUAAGAACAUUGGUGUGGAUUUCCUUUGCUCGCUCCAUCAAUAUUACAUUUGAUCCAACCCAUGUCAGGUCAAAUUCCUGUAGGAGAACAAUCAAGCAAUCAAAGAUACAAAAGAAAAAGGGUUCUAAUCCAAACAAAGCUCAAAGUCCAUUGAAUAAUCUGGAUAUUGAUAUGCAAUACAAAUCAAGUGCUGAAUCAGCCAACAAAUUCAAGAUUAAGAGAGAACAACUUGCAAAUGAACGCAAUGAUAGAGCUACGAAACAGCAGACACCAAUACCAAAUAAAAGAAAGAAUUUUGAGGAGGUUAGAACCUCACAUAUGAUUACAGGGAAAGGGCAAACUAAACAUAGGUUAUUUCCGUCUAAAGAGUCCAUUGAAGAGAAAGGAAUUAAAAUUCCUAUGAAUGACUAUAUGUUCUAAACAUCAUUCAAGAAAGGUAUUUCUGCUUCAGUACAUGUGAAUGGAACAACACUAGGUAAUGGAUAGGCACAACAUGACAUUGAGGAUCUACUGAACUUCAAACAGGUGAAGUGAAAGUUGGUUCGACCAGUCACCAGUAUCGGUCAGAUACUUGAUAGGCAACAGAUACACAAUGGACAUGAUAUUCUUCAUCUACCAAAUUGCAAGCAGUUAAAGAGUAAGUCGGUCAUACCAGCUAGUACUCUUGAUUAGUUUCUAAAAAAUCAAGAGAUACACAUAGAUGAUGAAACAAAAUGUUAUAACCACACAACAUCUGAUGUGCAUACUCCUAUUAAGAAUGAACACAACAAAGGAUUGGAUGAUAUUGUGGAUCAAGAAGAACUUGGUGGAGAUGAGUGUGAUGUCCAAGAGGAAAUUAUCAUUGAUUGUAGUACAAAAGUCCAAAUUUUUAAUUCCAGUAGAAGGAAAGAAGUGGGUGAUGACUGGUCUUCGUGAUGCUUGGAGGCGAUACAAACAAAAAAUUAAAAAGAAAUUUUUCGACAAAAAUAGUACCCUUGAGGAUAUGCUAGAAAAGCGUCCUGAUGGCAUUCCAGAAAAUCAAUUCUGCCAGCUGAUCGAGUAUUGGUUACACCCAACUGUUCAAGCCAUAUGCGAGAUGAAUUCUCAAAACAGGAAAAAACAAAAGUGGAGGCAUCGAAUGGGACCUAUUAAUUUUGCAAGAAUAUGCGUCGCAUUGGCUGAACUUCAAAAUCGCAAAAGUUCAGGGGAAACAACUGAUGAUGCAUUUACGGUAGUGUUUGGAAAGGAGCAUCCUGGUCGACUUAGGUGCUACGGUAGAUCAGUGACAAAAAGUUCUUUGAAGAAACAUGAGGAAAUUAAAGAUCUAAAACAAAAACAUGCCAAUGAAAUCACUUCUCUAAAGGAAGAAUUGAGAGAAGAAAUGCGACAUUUAUUCACUCCUUUGUUGCAAAACAACCCUGGAUUGAAUUUUCAAGACAUACAAGGGUGUGUUGGAUCUAACCUUGCUUCACCUAUUGAUGUAAGUAGCGCAAAAGCUUUAAGAGGCAAAAUCUUUCACAUUCUUCAGGAUCAGCUCAUGAUUCAGUUCUUCAAAAGGGAAAUGCUGGUAAUUGAAUUUGAAUUGUGGCAGAAGUAAACUUGAUCUAUUGUGGUGAACGAUUAAGAGUUUUUGUACUAUUGCCAUAUAUGUUUGUAUGCAUUUGGUAUUUUGAAAUUUAUUGAUAUUAGAGAUCUUAAAGCAAUUAUUUUCUAAGUUUUGGAGU